AUGGAUCCGGAUCCGGCUACGGAGCGAGAUGAGUCCUUUUGGGCACCGGGGACCGUCACCCUCGAGGACUUGCAACGGUCGACGGAGAAUGCCAUCCUGCAUCCCAGGCCGACGACCGACCCCAACGAUCCCCUCAACUGGUCCACCAAGCGCAAGAUGCUCAACUUCGUCCUCGUCAACGUCUACGUCUUCUUCAGCUUCGUCCAGCUCGACAUCUUCUACACCGCCCCUGGCAGCACUCAACACGGCCGCCGCCCCGUGUACAUUCUCAGCACCGCCCUGCAGCUGGCCUCGUGCAUCUGGCUGGCCGUCACCCGCAAUGUCGGCGACCUCUACGGGGGCAACCUCCUGUCCGGCCUCAGCGGCGCCAUCUCCGAGACGAUUGCGCAAAUCACCAUUGCCGACCUCUUCUUUGUCCACCAGCAUACCGCCAUGAACGGCUGGUACCUCCUGGCCCUCUUUACCGGCUCCUACCUCGGCCCCGUCGCCGCCGGGUACAUCGUCGACAGCCAGGGCUGGCGCUGGAUCUGGUGGUGGUGCGUCAUCUUCUUCGUCGUCAACGUAGUCCUCAUCGUUGUCUGCUUCGAGGAGACCAAGUACGUCGGGCCAAGUCACGGCAGCUCCUCCGGGCGGGACGCCGACGAGCCCAGCGACGUCGGCCUCGCCACGCUGCAGAGCAACACCAAGGACGACGGCGAGAUUGUGCCCACGCAGUCCAUGGGCCACAUCGAUCCGUCCAUCCCCAUGCGCCCGUACCGCGAGCGCCUCGCCCUCAUCACGCCCACCAAGGGCUCGAUUCUCUUCGACCUAUACAACCCCGUGGCGACGUACCUCUUCGACCCGCCCUACAACUUCUCUGCCGCCGGUGUCGGCCUCAUGAACGUGGCGCCCCUUACCAGCGCCUUCCCCGCCAUCUACGUCGGAGGCCAUCUCAACGACAAGUCCAUCAUUUGGCUGUCGAAACGCAACGGCGGCGUCUACGAGCCCGAAAUGCGCCUGUGGGUGGCGCUGAUCGCAGCCAUUGUCACCCCGGCAGGCAUCUUGAUGUUCGGGCUGGGCAUGGCCAACAAAGCUCACUGGGCCAUCCUCGCCGUCGGAUGGGGCGUUUACGGCUUCGGGCUCAUCGUCGCCUGCGACAGCAGCCUUUCCUACGCCAUGGACUGCUAUCAUGCCGUCAUUGGAAAUGCAUUGGUGGGCAUCGUCUUCACUCGAAACGCCGUCUCGGGCAUGAUCCUCUAG
Molecule: messenger RNA, 1239 nt
Organism: Purpureocillium takamizusanense
Lineage: Eukaryota; Fungi; Ascomycota; Sordariomycetes; Hypocreales; Ophiocordycipitaceae
Exons: 6
Coding region: 1-1239 (412 amino acids)
Biological process (GO): transmembrane transport
Molecular function (GO): transmembrane transporter activity
Source: RefSeq, a predicted model, not a curated record